UGACAAAAUAUUUAUUGACAAAAAGAAUAUAAAAUAACAUAAAGUUAGAAGAAGCAUUUAUUUUUUAUACAAAUUUUUAUUGAAUAUUUGUAUAACAAUGAAAAGUGUAAAAGAAAAUAGUUGUGAUCUUACAACACCGGCAAGAAAAACGUUUUCUCCAGUUAAAGUGUUGUCACCUAAUUGGAAUCAAGGGAAAAAUUUGACAGGGUUAGCACGUCAUAUACGUGAUUUAGUUGCAGAUAUCCAUACAAAUAUACAACAAUGGAAUAGUCUUCAUCUUCAAGGAAUAAUUUGUAUAAAGAAUAUAACGCAAGAAAAACAGGCCAAUAAUUAUUAUUCGACGAUUUUACAAGACUUGUGUGACAAGUUAGAAAAUAUUUGUGAUAACCUAGAUAGUAAAGUUAGAAACUUAGAUCAAAUCAAACAUCAAUUGAAAACUUUACCAGCUUUACAGAAAACUUUGGAUAAAUUAUUCAUAACAUGGCCAACAACUAAAUUUGGUGAAGUAGCAGAAAUUAUAUGUGAAGCAUAUCACAAAGAAGCUAAGUUAAAACGCAAAAUACUUGAAAAUGUUGCUCAUAAUUAUACUGACUCUUGGAAAAUGCUUCAUCUUGCGGCAUGGCAAUAUCAACCUUCUCUACCUGAAGAUUUAACAAUAUUAUUGGAAUUUUUACUGACUGAAACUGGUCAUAGGCCAUUGCAGUAAAAAUUUUCAAGUUCGCAGAACAGCCAACGUUCACAACCGGUUCUCGACGGCGACGGUAUGCACGGCCGACCGCGAAUUAGCGGCCGUGACGCAUAUCGUCAUGUUGCUCGUGUUGUCGGAGAACGGUCGGAGAACAAGGUCGCGAAGCAGGUAAAAUGGCAGUCGUCGAGCGGACUACGAUCGCGUCAGGAUUGUAUAGUUUCACGGGAACGCCCGUAGACAAUCGCGCGUUCGCGAUCGGUACUGAACAUUGCAACGCGGAAAACGCCGUUCGCACCUCACGUACUCUCAUUUUUCCUUUUUUCUCUCGUUCGUUUUUCCUCUUUUUUGACUGUUUUAUAUCGGGAAUAAUGCGAACUCGAUUACGAGUGCCACGCCGGUACAAUUGCCGACGUUGUUACGGUUUAGCGCGUGUCUACGUCGACACCGUCAGAUCUCUCUUUUUUUCUUCC
Messenger RNA from Harpegnathos saltator (Jerdon's jumping ant), 1158 nucleotides. Its product is annotated as cyclin-dependent kinase 2-interacting protein. The record is from RefSeq and is a predicted model, not a curated record. The transcript has 5 exons. NCBI's taxonomy places the organism in Eukaryota, Metazoa, Arthropoda, Insecta, Hymenoptera, Formicidae. The coding region runs from base 98 to 706 and encodes 202 amino acids.